UGUACAGUUUUUAUUUUUCGCACUCUUAAUUUUUAACAUUCACACAAUGCUGAGCACUUUUGCCCGCGUCGCAGUGCAGGCUCCUCGCCUCGCCCGCGCCUACAACAGCACGCGCAAGAACCUCCUCAUCAACAAGGACACCAAGGUCAUCUGCCAAGGCUUCACCGGCAAGCAGGGCACCUUCCACAGUGAGCAGGCACUCCUCUACGGCACCAAGAUGGUCGGCGGUGUCUCGCCCGCCAAGGCUGGCCAACAGCACCUCGGCCUGCCCGUCUUCAAGGACGUCAAAGACGCCGUCAAGGCCACUGGCGCGCAUGCCACCGUCAUCUACGUGCCCCCGCCGUUCGCUGCUGGCGCCAUUUUCGAGGCCAUCGAGGCCGAGAUCCCCCUCGCCGUCUGCAUCACCGAGGGCAUUCCCCAGCAGGACAUGGUCAAGGUCAAGAACGCCCUUCUCAGCCAAAACAAGACCCGCCUGGUCGGCCCCAACUGCCCCGGCAUCAUCAAGCCCGACGAAUGCAAGAUCGGCAUCAUGCCCGGCCAUAUUCACAAGCGCGGUAACAUUGGUAUUGUCUCCCGCUCCGGCACCCUCACCUACGAGGCUGUUGCCCAGACCACCGCUGUCGGUCUUGGCCAGUCGCUCUGCGUCGGCAUUGGCGGUGACCCCUUCAACGGCACCAACUUUGUUGACUGCCUCGACAUUUUCUUGAACGACCCCGAGACCAAGGGAAUCAUUCUUAUCGGUGAGAUUGGUGGCUCUGCUGAGGAGGAGGCUGCUGAAUACUUGAAAAACCACAAGAUCAAGAAGCCCGUCGUUUCCUUCAUUGCUGGCCGCACUGCUCCCCCCGGACGUCGCAUGGGCCACGCUGGCGCCAUCAUUUCUGGCGGCAAGGGCGGUGCUGACGCCAAGAUUGCUGCUCUUCACUCGGCCGGUGUUACCGUUGUCGACUCGCCCGCUCAGAUGGGCGCCGCGAUGGCCAAGGUCAUGAAGGCUGCAGGGUUUUAAACAGCGAACAGCAACAUAAGAGACGUUUGCGCUCCCACACAGCGUUGGCAGCGUGUUUUUGUCUUGUUCGUGUGUACGCCUUGUUCAUCCAAACCAUAAAAGUUUAUCCUCCUCG
Capsaspora owczarzaki ATCC 30864 is the source of this 1118-nucleotide messenger RNA. Its product is annotated as succinate-CoA ligase. Gene Ontology annotation, biological process: tricarboxylic acid cycle. The coding region runs from base 47 to 1003 and encodes 318 amino acids. NCBI's taxonomy places the organism in Eukaryota, Filasterea, Ministeriida, Capsasporidae. The record is from RefSeq and is a predicted model, not a curated record. Gene Ontology annotation, cellular component: mitochondrion; succinate-CoA ligase complex (ADP-forming). Gene Ontology annotation, molecular function: succinate-CoA ligase (ADP-forming) activity; succinate-CoA ligase (GDP-forming) activity. The transcript is spliced from 5 exons.